AUGCUGGCUGCUCCUGACCUCUCCAACAGACUACAAACGCAAAGCGCCAACCUGCAAGACGCGCUCAAUUGUCGCAUCAACCUCUCCUCCUUCACUCCCGCCAACUCGAAUCAGCCAUCGCAUAGCAGAAGUCAAAGCGCUUCCUCCUUCACCUCCUCCGGUGUCGACGCCGCCAGCAGCAGCAGCUAUCCACCGCCGUCAGCUGUCAGAAGCUCGCUUGUCGACGACAUUGUCAGCACAGGCCAGAAUCCUGCCCUGCGCAAAGUCCUCUUCCGGCUAGGCUCCACACAGUCGUCGGAUCUCGCUGCCGCUGCUGCUGCUGCUGCCAGUGCAAGCUCGCUUUCAACUUCAGCACCGGCUUCGAUCCAGUCCGGUGGGAGCUCAGCAAUCGGCGAGCACACUUCUUCCCAGAACGCUGGCGGUGCUGCCGAUACUGCUGCCGUUGCCGAGGGCGGACCCGCAUCGCAGACCGAAACGCAAUCGAAUCCGCGUGCCCAACCCUUUGCAGGCAGCUUGUCCUUCCGUCAACACCUCGAGCGAAGUCAGGCCCAGCUGCAAGAUACGCCAGCCAUGACGACUCCAUCGAAUCAGCCACAAGGCCAAGCCGGCCAACAAGCGCAAUCUCAAGCAGGAGGCCCCCUCGACUCGGUCACUCUCGGCCAGCUUCGCAAUCUCAUUGUCAUCGACAAACCCAAGUCUCGACAGUAUGACUUUCCCAUCAACGCCGACGCCGACGCCAUGCAGAAUGAGAUCGACGAGUUCUACUCCUACGUCGAAGUUCCUCAGACCGCCGAGAACCGCGCCGCUUGGGAAGAAUGGUGUGCGCUGCCUGCGCAUCGGCGAAACGCCAGCUAUUCGUCCGCAGGCCCCGAUUCAGCGACAGAAGACAUGGAAUCACUCGGCUUAGGCCUUAACUUGAACGAUGCAGGCACCAGCUCAGUCAGGACGGACAGGAGACCCAGCUUGACUGAGCCUCUGCUGGGCGAAUGGACGACUCUCGGUAGCGCUACCCGUCGGCGCAUCCUCCAAUCCUUGCUUUCCACGCUCGAAGUUCGCGAUCCCGAAGCACGCUUCCGCGCUUCGCGUGCCCUUCUCUAUCUGCUCCAGGGCGCCUUUGCCGAUACUGCAGGGCCAGAACAUCAAUUGCACUGGCUCCUCGAAAACGCACGCACCGUUCGGUCCCUCGGCGGUCUCGGCGAAAUCUACUCGGCUGUCAAGCUGGCAAGCUGGAAACACGACUACCUCAGUUCGCUUCCUGAUCACAUUCCAUCCCACGAGCCCAGCCAAGCAGGUCAUCACGGUCCCGCCAACGCUCCCCUUCUCACACCAGAGGCCAAGCUCGAGUACCUCGACGAGAUCAAUCUCGAGCUUGCCCUUCACUUUGCACAGCUCUACUCGCUUCUCGAGAGCUCCAGAGGCGAAGACGAAUGGGGCGACGAGCUCAUGAGUCUCGAUCCUCCUCUUCCCAUCUUCCUCUUUGGCUUGGUCGCUUCUCUGCGCGAGAAGAGUGCCAAGGGCUACCCCGUCAAGAAGCUCUUGCUUCUGCUAUGGAAGUCGCUGCUUUCGUGCUUCGGCGGUAUGAAGGAGGUUGAGCGCUGCAAGCUCCUCGCUCGUGAGAUCGAAGGAUUGGGACCCAUCGACAGAUCGGCAAAACGGAACGUGCUCAAGUCGGAUCCUCUCGACUUUCAAGAUUUCCAGCACGAGAUCUCGGUCAAAUAUCCAACAUUCGAGCCGCCAAAGCGUCAGGACAACGACCUUCCCCUCGACAAGCUAGCCAGCGCGAUCCAUCCCAUUCCGGCCCGCAAGCCUUUCAGCAACAACAUUGACGGCUCCGGCGGCGGGUAUCCCGGCGGUCCUCAGCAGGGACCCAACGGCAUGCUGCCCGGCACCCCCGCGCCAUCUCCACCACCAUCGCCCAAACCGAACAAGGCCAAGUACCAGACGGACCAGACGCGACCCUUCAUCUUUCCCUACAGUCGGCAGGUGCACGGACCGGGUCGACUCGUGCCGCGCAGCAUCGAUGAAGCCUCCAAGCUGUACUCCGAGCACAUGCACGUCAGUCUGGAGUUGUGGCAGACAUGGCGCGUACGCGAGCAAUGCAUCCAGGAAGAGAGCGGCGUAGGAAGCGCAGCCGAUGGUACGCGUAUUGGCCUUGGGGUGAAGCAGGCUGCGUCCAAGGCAUACGUCAACCGCACCGAUGCUGCUUCCUCUUCGCAAGGCAGUCGCAGCCCCGUCAGCUCCGAAGCAUUCCCUUCCAGGGGCGCAUCGGAGCGCACCUUCAAAGUCAAGGGCGAAGCCACGUACGAGCACCUCGUCGAGAUCGAAGAAGACAUCGAGGCGGAAUUGCGUGCGGUCGAGGGGGACCACAUGUUGGCAGCGCUCGACAACCCUCGUUACACAGAGCUGAUCGAUCAGCUAGCGCAGAAGCGAGCCGACGUACGUCGCUUGCAGCGUGUCGACCAGCUCUACCGCGCCGUGCUUCCGCAGCUCCAGUCUUCGGUCAUCGUCCUCCUUAAGCUCUUGCUGGCGACCGUCACCUCGAUCAACACCAACUCAGCACACGCUGCCGCCAUUGCCGAGGGCGCUGCUAUUGACGAAGCGCCGCCUCCGACGCUCGAAGAUGUCGACGUUGCACGCCAUCGCGAGAUCUUGACGAAAGCCGUCUCGGCCAUUCUGCUGUUGUGUCUCAAGUGGUUCAAGGCAAGCCACGUCAUGAAGUUCAACUAUCUGUCUCAGGUACUGGUCGACAGCAACGUUCUCCUCCUCAUCCUCAAGAUCUUUGGUCUGCAAGAGAUCGCACACGGUGUCAAGACCAAGAACGAAGCAGAGAAUUUCCGAUUCUUCAACUACUGCUACCUCAACGGUGGUCGCGAAGCACGCGGUUCCCGAGCGGAAGACUCGCUCAUGUCUCGGCACAACAUCAUCGGGCCUGUCGCCAUCAACCCCGGAACCACCUCGCCGCCGCCAGGAAAGGUGACGACCAUGCCGGAUGGAACCGAAAUCGAAGUAGUCAGCGACUACUCGUGGCGCAACUUUUUCUCGAGCAUCAACUUCACCCGGAUCCUGCAGAAGCUCACCAAGCGCAAGGUGCACAGGAUCUUGCUGCUGGUGCAGUACAAGAGUUCGGCGAUCCUCAAGCGAUCGUUGAAGGUGCCGCACCAGGGACUGGAGCUAUACGUCUUGAAGGUGAUCAAGAGUCAGAUCCCAUUCUGCGGCAGGAAAUGGCGUCAGAGCAACAUGCGCGUCAUCACCAGCAUCUACCUCAACUGCAGGCCCGAUCUCCGAGACGAGUGGCUGAGCGGCUCGGACGUCGAGGCGGAUGUCGAGGACUCGUUGCCGCAGGAGCAAGCGCUCCGAUCGCUGGUCAAGUUCUACAACAACACGCGAUUUGGACCGCCCCCUAGAGCGAGCCACACUCACGGCGAGGGCCACGCUCACAAGCGAACUAUCAGCACUAGCGUCGAUCGACAUCAGCAGGAGCAGGCGACCCAGUCGGUCAUUCACCAGCAGCAACCAGGCCAGCAGCAGCAGCCAGGCCAGCAGCAGCCAGGCCCGCCGUCUCAACCAGGGCAGACACCGCAAGACGCCUCACAGCAGCGAGCAGCGAACGGCGAUGGUAGCAACGAGCCUUCAUCGAACCCAGCCAUGCUUUCGCCAACACGCAAUCACAACGGUCCCUCGUUCUUCGAGAGCGAUGUGCUGCCGCCACUGCGCAGAUCGCACCAGACCUCGGCGCCAGGCGGAUACAUACCCGACGACGUGGUCGACGGCUACCUCGACACGUACGAGGAUGUGCUCGGCGAGGUGUUUGGCGAGAACGUCUUUUACCCGUCCGAGAACGAGACCUCCUCUGGCGAUGGUCCCACCAUGCACGAGGAUGGCGACGUCAACGCGCCCGGUUCGGGCUGGAGCUCUGGCAAGUGGGGGUUGACUCAACAGGGAUCCUCCACCGCCUGGGCUCGUCUGGGCGAGAUCCUCGGCGAGACGGUCACCGACUCAGACGCCUCGAGUAUCGACUCUCGCUCCGGUCCCGGCUCGGUCUCGAGCUCGGUCACCGAUGACGAAGGCGAAGAAGGGCGGGAUGAGAAUCGCAACGAUUGGGAGCACCUGUCGCCGAAAGAGAUGCGGUAUUUGACUUCGGGCGUUCUCUCGCCUUCGUCGCCAUCGCCGAUCCCGUUGCACGGGGGCAAGCAGCCUUCGCCGCUGCAGUCGCCGUUGAUGUCGCCUUCGGGUGGGUCGGCGCUCGACACCUCUCCCGGGUCGCCCAUCCGACCGUUCACCAUCAGCGGCGUCGCAUCCACAGGCGGAGGCAGCAGACCGGGCAGCAGACGCAACAGCAGGAGCAACUCGGAAAGCAGCCCCCUCCGUCCAGUGCUGACGGACUGGAAGAACGACGACGAACUCGACUCGCUCGACAUGCUAGCGCAGGCAGAGGCGAGGAGGGAGCAGGAGAACCAGGAGGAGGAAGAGGAGGAAGGAGAGGCGCCGCUGCCGCUGCAGCAUAGGAAGGCGGGAGGGAUCGAUGAGGUCGAGCACAUUUUCGGCACGUGA
Molecule: messenger RNA, 4551 nt
Organism: Kalmanozyma brasiliensis GHG001
Lineage: Eukaryota; Fungi; Basidiomycota; Ustilaginomycetes; Ustilaginales
Product: Protein of unknown function DUF3402
Exons: 2
Coding region: 1-4551 (1516 amino acids)
Biological process (GO): cytoskeleton organization
Cellular component (GO): cytosol
Source: RefSeq, a predicted model, not a curated record